Molecule: messenger RNA, 1707 nt
Organism: Hemicordylus capensis (graceful crag lizard)
Lineage: Eukaryota; Metazoa; Chordata; Lepidosauria; Squamata; Cordylidae
Product: basic proline-rich protein-like
Exons: 2
Coding region: 1-1707 (568 amino acids)
Source: RefSeq, a predicted model, not a curated record
AUGGGCGCCUGGGCUACCUUCCAGCCCGCUGCAGGUGGAGGGACCUGCUGGGUGGCCCUGAGCCAGGCGGGGGAAGCUGAGCACUGGGCACGCUCGCUGAGGCAAGCCGGGAGAACCCAGCAGCAGCCAGGCAGGCCAGGCGUCUGCCCCAACGGCCUCUCGCCAGGCACUGGGGCGCUCCGGGAAGGAGAACUCUCUCCUGAGAGCCGGGCCGCCCCAGGCCCUCCAGCGGAGAAGGGGGCUGCGGAGGGCAGAAACCCAGGGCCCCACCAGCCUCCGCCUGCCCCUUCCCAGGAGGCCAGACUCCCACCCUGCUGGCCCAAGACAGGAAAACAGAGGCUGGAGGCCAACGGCAGACCAGCCAGAAGAGGACAAGAGGCAGGGCCCCCUAUCACAGGGGGGCAACCUGCUAAGCAAGGAGCCGGAUCCCAGCCUGGCACAGCGGCAGCAGACCCAGCGCAGGGACCCCGCUCGCGCUCACAGCGCCAGCCUCUGCCAUGGAGAGCAGCACUGAGCGCCCAGGUCUGCGGGCCACCCGAAACGCUGCCGCCAGGAGCGCCCUCGCCGCCGCCGCCGCCGCCACCCUGCUCCUGGAAGACCCCGCGCCCCCAGUCGCCCUCCCCGCCGCCUCCUCCCCCUCCUCUCAGCGGCCCGGCUGCGGCCCAAGACCGCGCACUCAGGCACCAGCUCCCUGGAGGCCCCCGGGCAGAGGCAGAGGUGCGGCGCCGCUUGCGCUGGGGCAGGCCCUGCCAGCGCUUGCCCGGAGCCCCGACUGACCGACACUCCCCGCCAGCCGCCUUGCGCUCCCAUGGAGCCCGCAGGCGGGGAGCAGCAGCCGGGGCACCCCUGCUGCAGCCCGAGCGAGGGCGAGGCCAGCAGAGGCCCCUCCGCCCCAGGGAGGGCCAGGGCAAGCCAGCUGGAGGGCAGGACCACGGAGCAGCCUGCCGAGGCACCGCGGCAGGCCAGGGAGGCAGCAGCCAAGGCGCCCAGCCAGAGGCGCCCCCUCGCCUGGAGGAGCCCGCCCAGAGAGGCCGGCCGGGCUGUGCUGCAUCGGGCCUGGCCUGCUGCGGAAGCCUUGCGCCGGAGCUCCUCCGCCCUGGCCGAGGCCUUGCCGCCAAUUACCUGCAGGGUGACCAAGGGGCGGCUGCUGGGAAGAGUGCGCGCCCGCCAGUCCCUCGCCGGGCGCUGGAAGCAGGUCCGGAGGCGGCCGAGGUCUCCCCAGCCAGGCGGGCUCUGGCGCCGCCGGCUACCUCGUCAUCUCAGGAGGGCGGCUGGCAGCCCAGCAGGGUCUGGAGCCGGGGAGUCGCUUCCCGAGCAGCUUGUCCAGGGGGCUGGCGCAGGCUCCCUGCCAAGGCUUCGGCAAGACUGCUGGAGCGCGCCUCCCUCCCGGAGCCCGGGCGCCUCCGUCCGCCGCUGGGUGUGCACUCGGGCGCCUUCUGGGGCAAGGCGCCCUCCUCCGUGGCGCAGGCGGACUCCAGGCCCCGCCGAGGCUCUCCGGGCCGGUGUGUCUCUUUGCGGGCUCUCGUGCCAAAGCCCCCCCGCGACGCGGUGCACACACGGAGGAGGCAGUCACGGGAGGGGCAGCGGUCCCAGGCGGCGGCGGCGGCGGCAGCAGCAGCAGCGGCGGGGCGGCGUGGUCGGGGGCCGCCAAGCGCCACGGGAUGCCAUCUCCCUCUGCUGCGGGGCGAGGAGCCAGGCGCGGGCUAA